GAGCUUCUGAAACUGCAGGUUUUUCCAUCUGGACAAACAUCUUUUAUGACUUUGUAAAAUGGGAGGAAAACAAACAGACGUAUAAACUGUCUCUUCUCUUUCCUAAAUGUCAAGUCUAUGAAACAAAAACAGUUUAUGUGGAGAGACCACGCACUCCUCCACCUGCUGCAUUUAAAGAUCCAUGGAGGAAGAUAGACUGGACGAGGAAACAGAAAGAAGACCUCCAGAAGUUUGUGAUGGACUAUGAACCUGACGGUUCUAAGGCGAAAAAGCUCAGGGUUCUGAUCUACGGACCAGUCGGAGCUGGAAAGUCCAGUUUCAUCAACUCUGUCAUAACUGCGAUCCGUGGCCAGAGUUAUGUUAGAGCUGAAGCCAACAAUGCUCGAAAAGACACAAAGAGCUUCACCAAAGAGUACAAGGCUCACAAAAUCAGAAGACAAGGAGGAGGUCAUCUCCCCAUCGUCUUCAGCGACAUCAUGGGGUUGGAGGACGGUCAGGGACGUCGGUGUUCGAGCUGAAGACAUUCAACUGGCCAUGGAGGGACAUGUGAAGGAGGGUUACAAGUUCAACCCUACAUCUACACUGUCAAAGAACGACACCACACACUAUAACCCCUGUCCAACCCCAGAUGACCAGGUUCAUGUGUUGGUUUGUCUCCUCAAUGCCAACUCAACAGAAAUUACCCCCUCAGUCAUUCAGAAGAUGAAGGCCAUCAGAGAAACAGCAAGAGAUCUGGGUAAAGUUACACUUC
Molecule: messenger RNA, 751 nt
Organism: Sphaeramia orbicularis (orbiculate cardinalfish)
Lineage: Eukaryota; Metazoa; Chordata; Actinopteri; Kurtiformes; Apogonidae
Product: interferon-induced protein 44-like
Exons: 9
Coding region: 237-518 (93 amino acids)
Source: RefSeq, a predicted model, not a curated record